GAAACCCGGCCGCUCUUUCUGCGUGAGCAUUUGCUGCCCAUCAGUGGACUCAACUGCUGUGUUGAAACACUGAAGGGACAUUUUUUGCAAGGAAUUUUUCUCUCCCAAAACAAUUUCCACCAACAUGACCUCUAAUUCCAAUUUAUCCAACAUGCGACGGCUGGUGGAACAACUGAAGCUUGAGGCCAGCGUGGAAAGAAUCAAGGUGUCCCAGGCGGCUGCAGAGCUCCAGCAGUACUGUCUGCAGAACGCAGGCAAGGACGCGCUGCUGGUCGGAGUCCCCACAGGCAGCAACCCCUUCAGAGAACCACGCUCCUGUGCUGUAGUGUGAAGAUGAAGAGGAAGUGGAACUGUGGCAUCUCACUCACAGAAGCAAGGAAUUCCAUUUUGUUUUUAACCAUUUUUAUUUUAUUUUAAUUUCAUGUUUUUGAAGAAAAACACAUGAAAAAAGAAUAUAUAUUUUUUCAAAUAAAUGUCUUAGCCAUAUAUUGUUGCUUUUUUAACACAUUAAACUACUUCACAUAAACCUC
Siniperca chuatsi (mandarin fish) is the source of this 530-nucleotide messenger RNA. RefSeq names its product guanine nucleotide binding protein (G protein), gamma 10 (gene gng10). NCBI's taxonomy places the organism in Eukaryota, Metazoa, Chordata, Actinopteri, Centrarchiformes, Sinipercidae. The transcript is spliced from 3 exons. Gene Ontology annotation, molecular function: G-protein beta-subunit binding. The coding region runs from base 125 to 331 and encodes 68 amino acids. The record is from RefSeq and is a predicted model, not a curated record. Gene Ontology annotation, cellular component: heterotrimeric G-protein complex. Gene Ontology annotation, biological process: G protein-coupled receptor signaling pathway.